UUUCAAACUCCUGUACGUUUUCAGUUUUCCCUCACACGAUCUCUCUCUCUCUCUCUCUCUCUCUCUCUGUAUCUCCCGAGCAAAUUAAGAAAGCAAAGUCGCAGAAGCCAAACACCCUCGCGACUUCAAUUAUCUUUUGAACUUAAAUAGAGAAGGAAAACUUGAUUAAUGGAGAUAAAACUGCAUGGAUAUUCCUUCUCCACUCAUUUUUCUCUGUGUGUUCUUUUGAUCUUCGUGCUUCUCAUAGUCUCUGAUUGUCCUUUUAGCUCAUUUCUUAUGAGCUCCUCGGUUUCGAAACUUAAAUCGUCAAUCACAAUUCCAAUCGUCCAGCUCCAAACGACGGUCACCGGCUCCGACCAAAUACAUUAUGUUCACUCUACUCCGUUCACCUAUAAUUCUCCGAACCGAUUCAGAAACAAAACUACCAUUAGGAAAUUCUCAACAAUAAUUAGCAGAGAAGAAGAAGAACUGGAACGAGGACUCGCUCGAGCUCGAGCUUCCAUACGCAAAGCAGCUUCAUCAGUUGGAAAACUCUCACCGAUCACCACCGACGUCAACCGAAGCGACGUCGGUAUUGAAAUGAUGAUUUAUCGUAACCGCGCUGCAUUUUACCAGAGUUAUCUGGAAAUGGAGAGGAGAUUCAAGGUCUACGUGUACUCAGAAGGGGACCCACCAAUUGUCCACGAUGGGCCAUGCAAGGACAUAUAUACGAUAGAAGGGAGAUUUAUACAGGAGAUAGAACAUGGGGCCAGGAGGUAUAGAACGAGGGAUUAUCGACGUGCCCACGUAUAUUUCAUGCCCUUCAGCGUUACCUGGAUGGUUAAGUAUCUCUACAAGCCUUUUACCUACGAUCUUACACCACUGAAGGAGUUCGUAGCUGAUUAUGUAAGAGUGAUAUCUACCAAAUACCCCUUCUGGAAUCGAACUUAUGGGGCUGACCACUUCAUGCUUGCUUGCCAUGAUUGGGGUCCACAUGCAUCCCGAGGCAGCCCUGGCCUUUAUAGCACAUCAAUCCGAGUCCUAUGCAAUGCCAACACUUCUGAAGGUUUCGAUCCCAGAAAGGAUGUAAGCCUACCUGAAAUCCAUCUCUAUGGUGGCAAUGUUCCAUCCAAACUCCUAUCCCUCCCACCUUCUAAUGCCUCGCGUCCUUACCUUGCAUUCUUUGCCGGUGGAUUGCACGGCCCAAUCCGUCCCCUCCUCCUUUAUCACUGGAAAGACCGUGACUCCGAUCUUCGUGUCUUUGAGUAUCUCCCUGAAGACAUGGACUAUUAUUCAUUCAUGCUGGAGUCCAAGUAUUGUCUAUGUCCAAGUGGAUAUGAAGUGGCUAGCCCUAGAAUUGUUGAGGCAAUUUAUGCAGAAUGCGUGCCUGUGAUUUUAUCAGAUUCGUAUGUGCUGCCAUUUAGUGAUGUUUUAAGGUGGGAGGCCUUUUCAAUACAGGUGAGUGUAUCGGAGAUUCCGAGACUGAAAGAGGUGCUGAGAUCAGUUCCAGAAGAAAAUUACAAGAGGUUUAGGGAGGGUUUAAGAGCUGUUAGGAGGCAUUUUGUGUUGAACCAGCCAGCUAAGAGAUUUGAUGUGUUUCAUAUGAUAUUGCACUCUAUUUGGCUUAGGAGAUUAAAUUUGAGACUUGACAGAUGAAAAAAAUAUAUAUAUAUAUAAAAUUGGAACUAUCACGGGCAUGGAAUCAUAAUGCAAACGUAAAAUUUAAGUCCCA
Messenger RNA from Jatropha curcas, 1711 nucleotides. Its product is annotated as Exostosin family protein. The record is from RefSeq and is a predicted model, not a curated record. Gene Ontology annotation, molecular function: glycosyltransferase activity. NCBI's taxonomy places the organism in Eukaryota, Viridiplantae, Streptophyta, Magnoliopsida, Malpighiales, Euphorbiaceae.